Lontra canadensis (Northern American river otter) is the source of this 666-nucleotide messenger RNA. It is a transcript of the gene FGF22, whose product is annotated as fibroblast growth factor 22. Gene Ontology annotation, biological process: animal organ morphogenesis; positive regulation of cell population proliferation; positive regulation of gene expression. Lineage: Eukaryota; Metazoa; Chordata; Mammalia; Carnivora; Mustelidae. The transcript has 3 exons. Gene Ontology annotation, molecular function: growth factor activity; fibroblast growth factor receptor binding. Bases 62 to 574 code for a protein of 170 amino acids. The record is from RefSeq and is a predicted model, not a curated record. Gene Ontology annotation, cellular component: cytoplasm.
AUGGCCGAGCCGCGGACGCGCCGCGGGGAGGCAGAGCCGGCGGCGAUCCGGGCGCGGGGCGAUGCGCGGCCGCCUGUGGCUGGGCCUGGUGUGGCUGCUGCUGGCACGGGCGCCCGGCGCCGCGGGGACCCCAGGCAGUCCGCGGAGACCACGCAGCUACCCGCACCUGGAGGGCGACGUGCGCUGGCGGCGCCUCUUCUCCUCCACGCACUUCUUCCUGCGCGUGGACACCAGCGGCCGCGUGCAGGGCACCCGCUGGCGCCACGGCGCCGACAGCAUCAUUGAGAUCCGCUCCAUCCGCGUGGGAGUCGUGGUCCUCAAGGCUGUGCACACGGGCUUCUACGUGGCCAUGAACCGCAGGGGCCACCUCUACGGGUCGCGGGUCUACACUGCCCACUGCAGAUUCCAGGAGCGCAUCGAGGAGAACGGCUACAACACCUACGCCUCGCUCCGCUGGCGUCACCGUGGCCGGCCCAUGUUCCUGGCACUGGAUGGGCAGGGGGCCCCACGGCGUGGCGGCCGGACACAGCGGCACCAUCUGUCCACCCACUUCCUGCCCGUCCUGGUCUCCUGAGACCCCAGGUCUGCAGGAUGCCUGAGCUGCACAGCCAGGGGCCUGGGGCCGGUGAGGUCCAGGCCGUGGCCAAGCCGGUCUGGUCACUCAUC